AUGGCGUACGGCGAAGUUGACCAUCGCGGGGUGCACACAACUCAGGAGGGCAAGAGUUUGGGCGUUUUCAUUUGCUGGUUUCUGGGAAACGGAUGCCUCUUCGGGUACAACAGCAUGCUCACCAUCGAAGAUCACCUCGUCCACCUCUUCCCAAACUACCAUCCGGUUAGAGUCAUCACUCUCACCUAUCAGCCGUUUGUGCUCGUGAUAGCUGCGGUGUUUGCCUACCAUGAGGCGAAAGUAAACACCAGGGUGCGCAACUUGGUGGGGUACUCACUCUUCUUCCUCGGCUCGCUCGCUCUCAUCAUCCUGGAUCUUGCGACGUCGGGAAGAGGUGGAAUCGCAACCUUCAUCGGCGUGUGUACGGUUGUGGCGGUGUUCGGCGUCCCGGAAGGUCAUGUAGAAGGUGCCAUGACCGGGGACCUGUCCUUGAUGUGCCCGGAGUUCAUACAGUCAUUUUCUGCUGGCAUGGCUGCAUCUGGCGCAAUAACGUCGGCCCUGAGGCUCGUUACAAAGGCGGCCUUCGAGAAAUCCAGAGACGGCCUUCGCAGGGGAGCUAUGUUGUUCUUCGCCGCAUCAUGCUUCUUUGAGCUGCUGUGCGUCGUGCUGUACGCCCACGUCUUCCCCAAGCUGCCAAUAGUGAAAUUCUACCGUGCAAAGGCGGCUUCCGAGGGAUCACUGACGGUCGUUGCCGACCUUGCUGCCGCUGGCCUCCAGGGACAGCCUAAACUAUCGGCUGAAGACGACCCAGCCAUCCUUGAACGUUUGAGCAACAAGCAGCUCCUUAUGCAGAACAUGGACUACGCCUUGGACAUGUUCCUCAUCUACCUGCUGACGCUGUCCAUCUUCCCGGGAUUUCUCGCCGAAGACCUCGGAUCACACAGCCUGGGCUCCUGGUACGCGCUGGUGCUGAUCGCGACCUACAACGGCUCGGACCUGGCCGGGAGAUACGUGCCUCUGGUGGAGAUCAUCAAGGUGACGUCCCGGAGGGGACUGCUGGCCGCGGUGCUCGCCCGGUACCUGCUCCUCCCGGCGUUCUACUGCGCCGCCAGGUACGGAGGGGAGGCCUGGAUGAUCCUGCUCGUAUCGGUUCUGGGACUCAGCAACGGGUGCCUGACCGUCUGCGUCCUGACCGAGGCGCCGAAGCCGUACAAGGGGCCAGAACAGAAUGCUCUCGGAAACCUGCUCGUGUUCUGCCUCUUGGCGGGCAUAUGUUUAGGGGCUGUUCUUGACUGGCUGUGGCUCAUAGGCAAAGGAUGGUGA
This is a messenger RNA of Triticum urartu, 1263 nucleotides long. Its product is annotated as equilibrative nucleotide transporter 3-like. NCBI's taxonomy places the organism in Eukaryota, Viridiplantae, Streptophyta, Magnoliopsida, Poales, Poaceae. The record is from RefSeq and is a predicted model, not a curated record. Gene Ontology annotation, biological process: nucleoside transmembrane transport. Gene Ontology annotation, cellular component: plasma membrane. Gene Ontology annotation, molecular function: nucleoside transmembrane transporter activity.